This is a messenger RNA of Aspergillus puulaauensis, 702 nucleotides long. Its product is annotated as VOC family protein. The record is from RefSeq and is a predicted model, not a curated record. The coding region runs from base 1 to 702 and encodes 233 amino acids. The transcript has a single exon. Lineage: Eukaryota; Fungi; Ascomycota; Eurotiomycetes; Eurotiales; Aspergillaceae.
AUGCUCGCAUCAAAACUUCUAUUGGGCCUAUCAAUGGCCGUUCAAUGGUCUACAGCCUGCGAUCCAGACCCCAGUGCUGGUGAUGGCAUUUUCACCAUUGGCACGGAUGGCCCGGCCCCUCCAGAAACACUAGGCUACUUCAUCAACCACGUCGGUCUCCUUACCAACAACCUCGCCGACAUGGAACACUUCUACGUCGAUAUUCUCGGCAUGCGCCACUUGUUCCACGUCCAACUUACCGCCGAGUUUACCGUCACCUACCUGGGCCAUUCCCAGGGCGGUCGAAACGGAACGGGGUAUCAAACCGGUGCCGAAUUGAACCUCGCAAAGAACAACCUCGCCGGUCUUCUCGAACUCGUCCAGUUCAAUGUGACUGAUGACACCCUCCUGGCAUCCACAAAGCGCACCAACACUUUCGGACACGUCGGCCUCAUCGUCCCGGAUAUCGCCAAAGCACAGGACUACUUGGAGAGCAACGGUGUUGAGAUCCUGAAACGCGUCGGAGACCCCAUCAAUACCUUCAUCGGCCCGGUCAACAAUGCAUUUGGCAUCGGCGAGUAUGCGGGUGUGCAUCAUGCUGCCAAGCAGAGACUCAUGGAUGCUCAGGGUAUUAUUGGACUACCUCUCCUUCUGAUGGUUGCCGAUCCGGACGGCAAUUUGGUCGAGAUCCAGCAGCAGGAACAACCUACCGGUGUCCUGUGA